Molecule: messenger RNA, 1203 nt
Organism: Xiphophorus hellerii (green swordtail)
Lineage: Eukaryota; Metazoa; Chordata; Actinopteri; Cyprinodontiformes; Poeciliidae
Product: tripartite motif-containing protein 35-like
Exons: 2
Coding region: 1-1203 (400 amino acids)
Molecular function (GO): zinc ion binding
Source: RefSeq, a predicted model, not a curated record
AUGUCUUCCAUGUUAGAAGAGGAUCUCCUCUGUCCCGUCUGUCUGGACAUCUACAAGGAUCCUGUUUUCCUCCCAUGCAGCCACAGUUUAUGUAAAGCCUGCCUGCUGCACAUUAGGAGAGAGAGACGGGAGCCAUCAUGUCCAGUUUGUCGGAGAAGAUCUGCAGGUGGAAACCCACCAUGUAACCUGGCUUUAAAGAGGCUGUGCAACACCUUUCUGCAGGAGAGGAGCCGGAGAGCAUCGGAGGGUUUUUGCUCUUUGCACUUUGAAAGCCUGAAGCUGUUCUGUCUGGACCAUGAGCAGCCGGUGUGCCUGAUCUGCAGGGAUUCAGUAAAACAUGCUGGACACAGAUUCAGACCAGUCAGUGAAGCGGUGUUAGAGAUUAAGCUUGAACUUGAGCAAAACCUGAAGCAUUUGCAAAACCGCAUGGCUGGUUUAAAAUGUUGCGAAGAACUCUUUCAUGACGGAGUGGAGCACUUAAAAAGUCAAACCCGAAACUCGGAGGGGAAAAUUAGGAAGCAGUUUAGGAAAUUUUUCUGGCUUUUAGCAGAUGAAGAGGAAGCUAGGCUAACUGCUGUGUGGAAAGAAGCGGAGCUGAAGAUUGGUAAAAUGGUGGAGCUGAUGGAGACUGUGAAGAAAAAUAUAUCAGGUCUGUCUGAAACAAUCAGAACCACGGAGGAUGAGCUGAACACAGAAGACCUCUCACUCCUGCGAAACUUUAAAGCAGCAACAGAGAAAAUCCAGAACCAGCUCCGAUUGGAUCCGCCAGAUUUUCCCUCUGGAGUUCUCCUAGAUGAGGCAAAGCAUGUGGGGAACCUCAGCUUCAACAUCUGGCUCAAGAUGGAGAACGCGGUCACAUACACGCCUCUGGUUUUGGACCCGAACACGGCAGCUGCAGACCUGCUGUUGUCCGAUGACCUGACAUCUGUGAGGCGGGUGAAGUGGACCGUCGCUCCCUACAAUCCGGAGAGGUCUGCUUUGAUGUGCCACUCCGUCAUCAGCUCCAGGGGCUUUAACUCAGGAAUUCACAGCUGGGAUGUAGAGGUCAGAGGUGAAUCCUGGAAGGUCGGCAUGGUAGCAGAGUCAGCUGACGGCCCCGGUUUCUGGUCCAGUGAAGCUCAGAUAAUGAAUGACUGGGGCAACACAUCAGAACAGCCAGACCUCACCACCUUCAGCACUGGAGAAGGAAAACUCCCCACCUGA